Messenger RNA from Tyto alba (common barn owl), 6698 nucleotides. RefSeq names its product CASK interacting protein 1 (gene CASKIN1). NCBI's taxonomy places the organism in Eukaryota, Metazoa, Chordata, Aves, Strigiformes, Tytonidae. The record is from RefSeq and is a predicted model, not a curated record. The transcript has 21 exons. Gene Ontology annotation, molecular function: protein binding. Bases 124 to 4518 code for a protein of 1464 amino acids.
GCCCGUGCCGUGCCGUGCCGUGCCGUGCCGUGCCGUGCCGUGCCGAGCCGCCCGCCCCUCGCCGCGCCGCGGAGGAUGCUCGGGCCGUGAGCCCGCAGCCGGCAGCCCCGGCGCCGCGGAGCCAUGGGCAAGGACCAGGAGCUGGUGCAGGCGGUGAAGGCGGAGGACAUCGCAGCCGUGCAGAAGCUGCUGCAGAGGCCCAAGCCCGGCAAAGCCAAGCUCCUUGGAUCGGCAAAGAGAGUCAACGUCAACUUCCAAGACACCGACGGGUUCUCGGCUCUGCACCAUGCGGCGCUCAACGGCAACACGGAGCUCAUCUCGCUGCUGCUGGAGGCGCAGGCUGCCGUGGACAUCAAGGACAACAAAGGCAUGAGGCCCCUGCACUACGCGGCUUGGCAGGGCAAGAAGGAGCCCAUGAAAAUGGUGCUGAAAGCGGGUUCUUCCGUGAACAUCCCGUCAGACGAGGGCCAGAUCCCCCUGCACCUGGCAGCCCAGCAUGGGCACUACGACGUGUCGGAGAUGCUCCUGCAGCACCAGUCCAACCCCUGCAUCAUGGACAAUUCGGGGAAGACCCCCCUGGAUCUGGCGUGCGAGUUUGGCCGGGUCGGGGUGGUCCAACUGCUCCUGAACAGCAACAUGUGCGCGGCGCUGCUGGAGCCCAAACCGGGGGACGCCACCGACCCCAACGGCACCAGCCCCCUGCACCUCGCCGCCAAGAACGGCCACAUCGACAUCAUCCGGCUCCUGCUUCAAGCCGGCAUCGACAUCAACCGGCAAACCAAGGCGGGCACGGCGCUGCACGAGGCGGCCCUGUGUGGCAAAACGGACGUGGUGCGGCUGCUGCUGGAUAGCGGGAUCAACGCCCACGUCAGGAACACCUACAACCAGACGGCUCUGGACAUUGUCAACCAGUUCACCACCAGCCAGGCCAGCAAGGAGAUCAAGCAGAUGCUGCGGGACGCCUCGGCCGCUCUGCAGGUCCGGGCCGUCAAGGAUUAUUGCAACAACUACGACCUGACCAGCCUCAACGUGAAAGCCGGGGAUGUCAUCACCGUGCUGGAGCAGCACGCGGACGGGCGCUGGAAGGGCUGCAUUCACGACAACCGGACCGGCAACGACCGCGUGGGCUACUUCCCCUCCAGCCUCGUCGAGGCCAUAAGCAAACGAACAGGGUCCCGUGGGGCCGACAUGAGCCCGUCCCACCUCUCGCCGUCGCAGGGCGGAUCGGCCGCGCCGGCUCCCGCCGAGGAGAUCUGGGUGCUGCGGAAACCCUUCGCAGGUGGUGACCGCAGCAGCCUGGGCAGCACGGGCAGCGUGGCCUCUGCCCGCAGCUCGGGGAGCGGGCAGAGCGCGGGCAGCGGGGCGCACGCCCUGCACGCUGGCUCCGAAGGCGUCAAGCUGCUGGCAACGGUCCUUUCCCAGAAGGCUUCUGCGCAAGAGACUGUCGUGGGCGAUGGGCCGGCCAAGGCGCAGGACAUCCCCGCAGGUUCGUCGCGGUCGCAGAGCGUGGCCAGCUCCCCGUACGCCCCCCAGCCCCCCGCCGAGCCCCAGCUGAAGAAGAUGGAGCCGCCGUCGGAGGGGAAGAGCUCGGAGGCCGUGUACCAGUGGCUCUGCAAGUUCCAGCUGCAGCUCUACGCUCCCAACUUCAUCAACGCCGGCUACGACAUCACCACCAUUAGCCGGAUGACGCCGGAGGACCUCACGGCCAUCGGUGUCACCAAGCCGGGGCACAGGAAGAAGAUCGCCUCUGAGAUCAACAACCUCAACAUCCCCGAGUGGCUGCCGGAGUACAAGCCGGCCAACCUGGCGCUGUGGCUCUCCAUCAUCGGCCUGUCCCAGUACUACAAGGUGCUGGUGGAGAACGGCUACGAGAACAUCGACUUCAUCACCGACAUCACCUGGGAGGACCUGCAGGAGAUCGGCAUCACCAAGCUGGGCCACCAGAAGAAGCUGAUGCUGGCGGUGAAGAAGCUGGCGGAGCUGCAGCGCGCCGAGCUGGGCAAGUACGAGCCGGGCACGCUGAAGAGGAAGGCGGCGGCGGCGGCGUGCCCGGAGGUGCUGGCCAUCGAGUCCCCCCCGCCGGAGCCGCCCGAGUGCCAGUCGCCCAAGAUGACCACCUUCCAGGACAGCGAGCUCAGCAGCGAGCUGCAGGUGGCCAUGACCGGCGAAGCCCCCGAGGAGCCCCCCGAGAAGGCGGCGAACCCCGCGGCCCCCGGCUACCGCUCGCCCCCAGGGCUGGGCGGCCGCGCCAGGCUGAUGAGCAGCUCGCAGGAGCUGCUGGGGGACGGCCCGCGGGCCCCCCCGGCCUCCGCCAUCUCCAAGAGCCAGGAGUACCUGGCGGAGGGGGCCGGCGAGGGCCCCCCCGCGCCGCCCAAGGAGGGACGCCCACCCCGGCACGGCCACCCCGUCAAGCGUGCCAGCGUGCCACCGGUGCCCGGCAAGCCCCGGCAGCCCUUCCCGCCUUCCGCCGGGCAGCUGACGCCGCCGCAGACCCCCGGCAAACCGCGGCCCCCCUCCCCGCAGGGCCCCCACGCCACCGCCAAGGUGAAGCCCACCCCGCAACUGCUGCCGCCGGGCGAGCGCCCCGCGUCCCCCCGCUCCCUGCCCCAGUCGCCCACCCACCGUGGCUUCGCCUACGUCCUGCCGCAGCCCGCCGAGGGCGAGGGGGGACCCCCGGGGGUGCCCGUCCUGCCCGUCUCGGUGCCGGUGCUGUGCCUCCCGCCGGCGGGCGAGGGUGAGGAGGAGCCGGGGAGGCCGAAGAAGCGGGCGCACAGCUUGAACCGCUACGCCGCCUCCGACAGCGAGCAGGAGCGGGACGAGCUGCUGGUGCCGGACGCGGGGCCUUACGCCACCGUCCAGCGGCGCGUGGGGCGCAGCCACUCGGUGCGGGCACCCGCCGGCGGCGACAAGAACGUCAACCGCAGCCAGUCCUUCGCCGUCCGCCCCAAGAAGAAGGGGCCCCCGCCGCCCCCGCCGAAGCGCUCCAGCUCCGCCAUCUCCAGCGCCGGCAUGGCCGAGGACUUCCCCAAGGAGGGCGAGGGCGAGGCGGCCGCCGGGCCCCCCCCGCCCACCACCACCACCACCGCCGCCGCCGAGGGGGAGAGCCGCCGGGAGCAGCGGCGAGCCAGCGACCUGGGGGGCAGCGUGGACACGGGCAGCGCCGGCAGCGUGCGCAGCAUCGCGGCCAUGCUGGAGAUGUCCUCCAUCGGCGGGGGGGGCCCGGGCGCUGGCGCUGCGCCUGAGGGCUACUACCUGCAACCGGGGGCUCCCCCGGGCAGCCCCGAGCGCGCCCGCGUAGCCACCGUCCUGGCCACCGUCAAGCACAAAGAGGCCAUCGGGCUGGACGGGGAGGUGGUGAACCGGCGCCGGACCAUCAGCGGCCCCGUCACCGGGCUGGUGGCCGCCGCUCGCCGCGAGCGUGCCGACAGCCUGCGGUCGGAAGCCGGCGGCGACGGCCCCGGUGACCGGCUGCGGGUGGAGCGCGGCGGCUCCCCGGACGGCAUCCCCUUCGCCGAGGAGGGCAACCUCACCAUCAAGCAGCGCCCGCGGCCCCUGGGGCCGGCCCGGGGGGAGACGGGCGAGGGGUUGUCCCCAGCCCACCGCCACGGGGACCUGGGCAAGGUGGAGGCCAGCGCCACGCUCAAGCGGCGGAUCCGGGCCAGGCAGAGCCAACAGGACGGCGUCCGCUUCGUCCUCACCGAGUCCGACACCGUCAAGCGCCGGCCCAAAGCCAAGGACAAGGAGCCGGCGCUGGAGCCCCCCACGCUCGCCGUCUACCAGAACGGCACCGGCACCGUCAAACGGCGGCCGCCCCCCGAGCUGAGCGGGGCCGAGCCGCCCCCCACCCCGCCGCCCGCCGCCCGCCCCGACGGCCCUGACUACGCCCCGGUGCCCGCCGAGCCCAAGAAGCCCUUCAAGCCGCCGGUGUCCCCCAAACCCGUGCUGACGCAGCCGCCCCAGAAGGUCCCAGGGCCGCCGGCACCCAUCCCCAAAAAGGUGCCCAUCCCGAGCCCCGGCAGCCCAGAGGUGAAGAGGGUCCACGGCACGCCGCCCCCCGUCUCCCCCAAGCCUGUGCCGCCCCCCACGGCGCCCAAGCCCCCCAAACCCCACGCCGCCAUCCAGUCGGUGAGCGCCGGUUCCACGCCGGCCCCGUCCCCGGCCCGGCAGCUGGGCACCGCCGCCGCCAAGCCCUCCAGCACGCCGCCCUCGCUCUGCUCCAGCCCCGCCAAGCCCCUCUCGCCCGGCGCCCAGCCCCAGCAAGUGCCGGUGAAGCCGCCGCGCUCCGCCAUCGCCGGCCCCUCCGCCGACAGCGCCGGCCCCGAGCUGGCGCAGCAGAAGCUGGAGGAGACGAGCGCGUCCCUGGCCGCCGCGCUGCAGGCCGUGGAGGAGAAGAUCAAGCAGGAGGACAGUCAAGCGGCAGACUCGGCCGCGGAGUCGAAGAGCACCGUGAGCAUCCUGGACGACAUCGGCAGCAUGUUCGACGACCUGGCGGACCAGCUGGACGCCAUGUUGGAGUGAGGGGCACCAAGGCCCCCGCGAACCUCAGGGCUUACGUGGGCACAAGGGCACAACGAUCCACGACACCCCCCCCCCCCCCAAUCCUCCUCCCCUCCUCAACAUCCCCCCCCCCCCGGGCCCCCCCGGCCUGCCCCAUCCCCUUUGUACAGCCGUCCCCUCCCGGACAUCCCGUCCCUCGGGGUUUGCACAAAGAAGAAGAUACCUCAGGAUUGUGCUCACGGACUCGGCGCCGGCUCCGGCAGGACUCCCUUUUGCAAAAGCAAAAAAACAAAACAAAAAAAAAAACCAACAGAAGAAAUGAAGCAACACGCCCUGGACCGAAAAGGCGCCCACCGGCUGCCGGGGGUGCGGGGGGGUCUCUCCCCCCACCUGCCCGGUGGUGGCCACGGCCCCAAUGUAGCACAAGCCCUGCCCGGCGCGGUGGCGCAGCCGCGUGUCGCCGGUGGCGUUUGCUGGUGGCGGGUGGGCAAAUGCACUUGGGUUUCUUUUCUCCUUUUUUUUUUUUUUUUUUAUAUAGAUAUAUAUAUAUUUUUUUUUAAUUAUUUUUUUUAUUUUUUUUAAAUUUUCUUUCUCCGUUGGCGUUUGCCGGGGGCGGGCAGGGCGCGGGGUCCCGCCGCGGCAUCGCACGAGCCUUGGGCUGGCGUGGGGGAUGCUCCGUGGGGCGGGGGGGGGGGGGGGAUGCUCCCCGAGGGGCCCGGCCGUGGGGCUCCCCUUCGCAGGGCGGGGGCUCACCUCAGGCGUGAAAAAAGGGUUUUUUUUUUUUUUUUUUUUUUUUGUUUGUUUGUUUGUUUGCUUUUUGUUUGUUUGUUUGUUUUUUUGGGGGAUUUUUUGUUGUUUUUCUUUGCGUUGGUUGUGAAAUGGGGAGCGAACGCCCCGUCUCGGGGCCCUCGGCGGUGCGGGGGGGCAGCGGGACGUGCCCCUGCCCGGCCCCUCCCCGCAGCGGGGGGGGGGGGGUGGACAGUGAUAAGCUAUAAAGAAGUAUUAAUUUAUUGGCGGGGAAAAAAAAAAAAAGAAAAAAAUAUAAACCAGAUUUUCCCCCACCCCCCGAAAUAAUAAAAAGAAUAAACUUUAACAAAUAUAUAUUUAAAAGAUUUUAAAAAUAUUAGCAAUUAUAUAUAAAGCAGUUUAAAAGAAAUCAAGAGAAAACUGGAUUUUAGCUUGAGAAAAACUAUUAGAUUAUACUAAGCUGUGUGUCUUGUGGCAAACUCAUUCUAAGAGUAGCACAAUAUUUACCUUUUCUCCGGGUGGAAGGUACGUGCGAGCAGUUCUGUUCGGGUCUUUCCGUUGGGAUUCAGUGUCACGUCUUUAUUUUUACACCGUUAAGAACUCAAAGGAUGUGCCUUGUUUUAUGGACGUUUUCGUUAAUUCUUAUACUGGAGGUGUUUGAUUUCUUUUGGAGUGUCUUCAGGGUUUGGUUUUGUUUAUUACUCUUUUUUUUUUUUUUUUUUUUGUUCUUUUUCCCAGCAUUUCUUUGGUGUGCGCGUGUGUGGGUGUGCGUGUGUGUGCACGCGGGGGGUGCGUGUGCUCGCGUGUGUUCUCCGGGACGCACCGCUGUAUAUUCAUGUAUAAACUGGAGUUGGAGUCUGGUUCAGUCGCUUGAGUCCUGAUGAAUGCAUUUUUUGCUUGUGGUUUCAAAACGAAGUGUUGCUGUUCCUUUCUUUUCUUGAGACGUAGAGUGGUCUCUCCCUCCACCUUCCUCUCCCUCCCUCUUUCCCCCACCCCCCCCCCCCCCCGCCCCGUCUCUCCCAUUGUGGUCACUGAUCCAGAUGUGUUUGGCACAACUUUGAAAUUUCUUUUAAAAAAAAAACAAAACAAAAAACAACAAAAAAGACUUUAAAAAUAGUAAAAAAAAAAAAAAAAAUCACCCGCCUGAAAAUAUCUGUUGAAAAGAAAAAAUAUGUAUCUAAAAAAAUUAAUCCAUAAAGUUCUACAUGAUGGAUAUAUACAUAUAUAUAUUUUUUAUGAUUAAGUUAUGGACUCUGUAUCGUAUCCCAUCUGUCAAGCUAUGCAUCUUGGUGCUUCUCCCUGCUCCUCUGUGCUUAGAUUUCACCUCUACUUGUCUUAUUCUUCCUAUUCUGAAUAGUAGAUGGCUCGUGGUGCUGUGAAGAAGUUUGCUCCUAUACGAAGUCUGGCAACAAAUAUUUAAAGAAAAAUAAUAAAAAAAAACCAAAACCAAAACC